Molecule: messenger RNA, 1705 nt
Organism: Liolophura sinensis
Lineage: Eukaryota; Metazoa; Mollusca; Polyplacophora; Chitonida; Chitonidae
Product: zinc finger protein 501-like
Exons: 2
Coding region: 89-1546 (485 amino acids)
Biological process (GO): regulation of transcription by RNA polymerase II
Cellular component (GO): nucleus
Molecular function (GO): DNA-binding transcription factor activity, RNA polymerase II-specific; sequence-specific DNA binding
Source: RefSeq, a predicted model, not a curated record
AACGGAAGUUGUUCACAACCACAGCUGUCUGUUAUUUCACUUUUUCAGUUAGAGGGUGUUCCAGUGGAGGAAGCGGAUAAUAAAAAAGAUGACAGAACUUAGCAAGGAAGGCAUGAUUAGAUCAUUCACUGUGGAACUACAGACUUGUAUUGAGCAGGAUGGGAGUGCGGAUCUACACAUUGUGACUGUGAGGAAUGUUAUGGAGUUUUGUUUCAAGUGUGAAUUGUGCGAAGAAAGGUUUAAGCAGUUUGACAGCAUGAAAAGCCACUGGAGUUCGUGCGUUUGUGAUGAUUCUUGGGCUCAGAUAAAUGUGACUGUGGCAAACUCUGGAAAGGACAGUGAAGAAGUUCAGGAUGUAUUGUCUGACAAAGAAAAUGAAGUUGUAGAAAUGGUCGAGGCCGAGUUGGAACCUGCUGCUAAAGAUAUGCAGAUAGACAGAGAGGUAGAAUUGGAGAAAGAAGUUCAGACACAAAGUCAGGAGGCAGUAGUGGGAGAUGAAGUGGAAGACUCGGAAGACUCCAGAGCUGUGCUUGAGAAAGAAACUGAAAGAGAUGGUCAGGCGUGUUAUGAAUAUAGUUGUACUGUAUGUGGUGAGAGUUUUGAUAGCUUAGAGCAGGCUGGAGUUCACAUGCAGGCACACGAGAAAGAGAGGUCUCCGAUGCGGAACCAGUGUAGAGAGUGCGGCAAAACGUUUGCGCAGAAAAGCUCAUUGCGGUUCCACAUGCGUUCUCACACGGGGGAGAAGCCGUUCAAGUGUUUACAUUGUAGCAAAGGCUUUUCUUCGAAUAGUGACCUGAGUCGCCACGUAACUCGCCACAACAACACAAAACCCCACGCCUGCCCCAAAUGUAGCAAGGCUUUUGCUGACAAAUCAUAUCUAAGGCUUCAUUUAAAACUGCAUGAUGAAGACAACCCCAAUAUGUGCAAAAUUUGUCAACAUAAAUUUACCACGAAGAGUCAGCUCAAUUUGCACAUGAGGAAGCAUACCGGUGAGAAACCAUAUUCGUGCUCAGUGUGUGGAAAAUGUUUCGCUGAUGUGGGAGCCUUGAAAUACCACUUUUCAACUCACGGCAACCGACGUGAGUCAGUGAAUUGGAUGUGUGACAUUUGCAACAAAACUUUUUCUACAAGGCAAGCCCUCGGAAACCAUAGCAGAAUUCAUACAGGAGAAAAACCAUACACAUGCAAAAUAUGCAAGAAAUCUUUCACUCAGAACUCUUUGAAAUUGCACAUGCGUUAUCACACAGGGGAGAAACCUUUCCAUUGUCACUUGUGUGAGAAAAGCUUUACAACAAAGACACAUCGUGAAACGCACAUGAGGCACCACACAGGAGAAAAGCCUUUCAAGUGUGAUAAGUGUGAUAAAACAUUCGGCUACAAAAGUAGCCUAAUCUAUCAUGCAAGAACUCACACAGGAGAAAAGCCUUUUACGUGUCCUCUCUGCAAGAAAAGCUUCGUGGAUAGUGCAACAAUGAAGCGCCAUGCCAUUACAUGUGCUGUCAAUCGCUUGGGUAAAGGAAAAAAGAAAGGAAAGAAAGACAAAUAGCUAUCAACGAGUUUAUUGAAAAUGGCCAUAUUGGACAUUUUGGCCCAAAAACAAAAUAAAUUUGUAUGUAGCAAAUGGGUUGAUUUUUUUUUUUUGUUCAUUUUGUCAUUUGUCUGAUUCUCACCAUGACAUCGCUAAAAUAUUGCUGAUGUGGCAUUA